Molecule: messenger RNA, 5182 nt
Organism: Cottoperca gobio
Lineage: Eukaryota; Metazoa; Chordata; Actinopteri; Perciformes; Bovichtidae
Gene: nphp3
Product: nephronophthisis 3
Exons: 28
Coding region: 170-4078 (1302 amino acids)
Biological process (GO): convergent extension; kidney development; determination of left/right symmetry
Cellular component (GO): ciliary base; ciliary inversin compartment
Molecular function (GO): protein binding
Source: RefSeq, a predicted model, not a curated record
UUUCGCUUUUGCUCAGUUUGACUUGUGCGGGCACCCGUAUUAUCGACUUGUUACCAAGGCAGCCAGGAAGAAGCUGUGAAGGGAGCGGACCCCCACAGGAGCAACUAUGGACAUCCGAGAAGGCUGACAACUCCUACUACUACUACUUUUUACACCUUAGGCUGCCACCAUGGGCACUGCAUCCUCUUUGGUCAGCCCAGGAGAGGUGAUUGAGGAUGGAUACGGGGGUGAAGGAGGAGAAGCCUGUGAGAUCCCAGUGGAGGUCAAGCCCAAAGCCCGACUCCUGCGCAGUUCCUUUCGCAGAGCACCUCGGGUGAUUGGGGCCAGUUUUAAAUCCACAGGUUCUGUUGAUCUAGAGUACGCUGCUGAGUAUGAAAGACUCCGUAAAGAGUAUGAAAUCUUCCGUGUCAGCAAGAAUAACGAGAUCUCGUCUAUGCAAAAGAAGGAGGCCAAGCUGGAUGAGGAGAACAAGAGGCUGAGGGCUGAGCUACAGGCUCUGCAGAAGACCUACCAGAAGAUCCUUAGAGAAAAAGAGAGUGCUCUUGAGGCAAAGUACCAAGCUAUGGAAAGGGCUGCCACCUUUGAACAUGACAGAGACAAAGUAAAACGGCAGUUUAAGAUCUUCCGGGAGACAAAAGAAAAAGAGAUUCAGGAUCUCCUGCGGGCCAAAAGGGAUUUGGAGGCCAAAUUGCAACAGUUGCAGGCUCAGGGUAUCCAGGUUUAUGACCUAAAUGAUUCUGACUCAGAUGACAACCAAACCACUGUCACUGCUGCAGGGACGCAGUGUGAGUACUGGUCUGGUGGUGUGCUGGGAAGUGAGCCCUCUAUGGGUAGCAUGAUGCAGUUGCAACAGACCUUCCGAGGACCGGAAUUUGCCCACAGUUUGAUAGAUGUGGAGGGACCCUUUGCAAAUGUGAGCAGAGAUGACUGGGAUGCUGCAGUGGCCAGUCUGCUUCAGGUCUCCCCUCAUGUGCCCCAGGCUUUAUGGAGUAACACAGUGCGCUGCUACCUAAUCUUUACCCAGGAGACCAAAGCUGAGCUUGAUGUCUUUAUUAAGAAACACUCACCUGUGUUACGGAGAAUGUGUGAGAGUUUAGGCCAUUUCUACCUGAAUGUCUGCUUCCCAGAGGAGAAUGCCGCCUCAUAUGAUGUGGAGCGCAAGCAGGAGAUUGAAAGGAGCUCCGUGUGUGUGCUUCUUGUCAAAUCUACUGUCACUAGCUCUGUGGUGGAGGAUUGUGAGGAGGCUUUUGUGAAGAACCCAGAUGGCCAUCCACUGGUGCUCUACCUCAGGACUGAAGAAGAUCCCAAUUUGACUGGAGCCACCAGGCAACUGCUAGAAAGGAUCAAUGCUGCAGACAAGGCUGCUAAAGUCAAGGUGGUGGAUCAUAGUGGUUCUGUAGAGGAGGGGGCUGACCUCAUUUAUUGUCAACUGGAAAAAGUCAUAAAACAGGAGUUGCUGUGUCUUGAAGGAGCAGAUGUCGACUCUAAGGACUCUGAGAUAGAGGAGGGACGUGAAGAAGACUCAGGCGAUGUGCUGUGGGACCUGCAUGAUGAGCAGGAACAGAUUGAGUCCUACCAGCAGGCCUGUAGCUGCACCACCUCCCAGUUAGGCUUCCAGAAGUAUAUAGAUCGUUUGAAUGAUAUGAUAGCUGCUCCUCCUCCCACCCCUCCUCUGCUGGUGUCUGGGGGUCCAGGCUCAGGAAAGUCUCUCCUGCUCUCCAAAUGGAUCGAGCAGCAGCAGAAGCAGUCCCCCAACACCUUGUUUCUUUAUCAUUUUGUUGGUCGCCCACUUUCCACAAGCUCAGAGCCGGUUCUCAUUAUCAAACGCCUCACAGUCAAACUGCUGCAGCACUUCUGGUCCAUUUCUGGCUUGUCCAUGGAGCCCAGUAAGAUCUUAGAGGAGUUUCCCCGCUGGCUUGAAAGACUAUCAUCACGCCACCAAGGAAACAUCAUCAUCAUCAUCGACUCCAUUGACCAAAUACAGCAAGCAGAAAGACACAUGAAGUGGCUGAUUGACCCGCUCCCUGUCAAUGUCAGAGUGGUGGUGUCUGUGAAUGUAGAGACGUGUCCUCAAGCUUGGAGGUUAUGGCCCACGCUCCACUUGGACCCACUGAGUCCCAGAGAGGUCAGGAGCGUUGUUGAUGCAGAGUGCCAGAGCAUGGAUCUGAAAUUCACCAAGGACCAGGAGAAGAAGCUGGAAAGGCACUGUCGCUCUGCAUCAACCUGCAAUGCAUUGUAUGUCACACUACUGGCAAGAAUGAUCAUCAGCAGUAUACCAGGUUGCUCACUGGAGAAGAGCCUGGAGCAGUGUCUCCAGUGUCAGGACACCAUGUCACUCUACCGCCUGGCACUCAAGAUGACACUGAACUCCCUCAACACAGACAGAGAACGACACAUUAUGAGAGAGAUACUGUGCCUUGUAUGUGCCAGCCACAAUGGAGUGAGUGAAUCAGAGGUACUAGACCUUUUCCCAGAACUGGAGCUGCCUGUCCUGUCCUCUCUGCUUUACCGCCUGAACAGACUCUGCAUUGUAACCCUCCGUUGUGGGCUCAUCAGGUUUCAACACCUGCAGGCUUGGGAAGCUGUGAGGUUGGAGUUCCUGGGUGGAGGAAGUAGCUCGGCUGCUUACAGAGAGAAACUCAUACAGUACUUCAGUCAGCAACUCAGCCAGGACCGCGUGACGUGGCGUGUGGCAGAUGAGCUGCCCUGGCUGCUCCUACAGCAGGAGGAUCGGACCAAACUACAGCUCAGCCUCUUGAACCUGUUUGUCUCCCAAAACCUCUACAAGCGGGGUCAUUUCUCCGAGCUGCUAGCCUACUGGCAAUAUGUGGGCAAGGACAAAAGCUCCAUGGCCACUGAGUACUUUGAUUCCCUGAAACACUACGAGAAGAGCUGUGAGAGCGAAGACGGCAUGACCAAGCUGGCAAACCUGUAUGAGACCUUGGGACGUUUCCUCAAAGACCUGGGCCUCCCCAGUCAGGCCGUAGCACCUUUACAGAGGUCCCUUGAGAUUAGGGAGACAGCAUUGGACCCGGACCAUCCCAGCGUCGCUCGCUCCCUGCACCAGCUGGCUGCGGUUUAUGUACAGUGGAAGAAGUAUGGCAACGCUGAGCAGCUGUACAAGCAGGCCCUGGAGAUAAGUGAGAAUGCCUACGGUGCUGAGCAUGCCAGCGUAGCACGAGAGCUGGAGUCACUCGCCAUGCUCUAUCAGAAACAAAACAAGUAUGAACAAGCAGAGAAACUCAGGAAGAGGUCAGUGAAGAUUCGUCAGAAGACUGCUCGCCAGAAAGGCCAUAUGUACGGCUUCACUUUGUUGAGGCGCAGAGCUCUGCAGCUGGAAGAGCUGACGCCGGGUAAAGACUCUGCAGACUCUGCCAAGACACUAAAUGAACUUGGUGUCCUGUACUACCUCCAAAACAACCUGGAUGCAGCCAAGAUGUUCUUGACCCGCUCUCUGGAGACACGUCAGCGUGUCCUCGGUCCAGAUCACCCAGACUGUGCUCAGUCCCUCAACAACCUGGCAGCGCUGCACACAGAGAGGAGGGAGUAUGAGACGGCUGAGGACAUGUAUGAGAGGGCGCUAGACAUCCGCAAAAGGGCCUUGUCCCCAGACCACCCCUCGCUGGCAUACACACUGAAACACCUCGCCAUGCUCUAUAAACGCAGAGGGAAGCUGGAAAAGGCUGUGCCGCUGUAUGAGCUGUCUCUGGAAAUCAGGGAAAAAAGUUUUGGGCCCAAACACCCCAGUGUGGCCACAGCACUGGUCAACCUGGCUGUAAUCUACUGCCAACUAAAGAAGCACAGCGACGCCUUGCCUCUGUAUGAACGAGCGCUGAAAGUGUAUGAGGAUAGUUUGGGGCGCUCUCACCCGCGGGUCGGAGAGACCCUUAAAAACCUGGCUGUGCUGAGCUACGAGGAGGGGGACUUUGAGAACGCAGCAGAGCUUUACAAACGUUCAAUGGAGAUAAAGGAGGCCGAGCCAUCGUUGGUGUGUGGGAACGCACCGUCACGGCACUCUUCCAGCGGGGACACGUUCAGUCUGAGGGGACCUGCUCCCCCACCACAUGCCCCGAGGUGACUCUGUUCAGCCAUGUAUUGCCACAGAACUAUAUAGGUAUUGAAAGCUGUAACUACCAUAGAAUAACAAACACUUCUGACCCCAUGGUUUCAUCAAGACGGGAACCAUCCCGGUCCUCGCACUGUGAUUGUUGUCCAGAUGGAGAUUUUAGGGUUUGUAACCUGCCAGUACGAGUGAAACCUGUGUAUUUAAGAAACCUCCGUCACAUCUGUCCUUUUCAUGGCACUCAGGUUUACACUUAUCGUUCAUUCAGACACUUUGAUCCUAUGUACAUGCGUCACAGUCAGCAAAAUAGCAUCACAGAUUAAUUUGCCUUCUUGGAAUGCCAUGAUGGUUUAUACAUCAUAUCAUAACCCAUAAAACUCAUUAAGACACAUUCUGUGCUUUCCAAUGUACAGCAGAUAUUACUCUAUGCACUUUUUCACAACUUUCUUUUACUAGGUUUACAGGCAGGAAGAGAACCAAAUGAAUUAUUCUUUAACUUUGAUUCUAAAUGAAGGACCUCUAGAUGAAAUAUGAACUAUCAAACAUUUCCAUAACUCAGUCUGAUCAUGCUUUUGUCUUACCAAAAUUGUUCAGACUUCAAACAGAUUUGUUGCUAAGUCGACAUUCAUAGAGCUGCCGUCUCGAAAUCAAAUGUGCAUAUUGUUAAAUAAUGUGUGCAUGUCAUUAAGAUAACACUUGUGUUUACAUUACAUAAAGUUUACCUACAGUACCAGUAUUAAGUAUGUCAUCUAAAAAGGAGAAAAUGUAGAACCAAAGACGAGUUCACACAACUAAAUGUUUGUGUAUUUAUUCAUUUACAAAAUGGAUUUUAAGGGAUUUGCCAAAACCAUGAUUGUGCAGCAUGAGUGUCCUGGUUAAAGUACCAUUCAGAAAUGAUUUGUUGUCUGACUGAAUGUACAUGAAGAGACCCGGUGUACCAAAACAUAUCGUCUCAUUGCCUCAAUAUAGUACAUAGUGUAUCUUAGGUGUUUUUAUAUACGUGUGUAUUAAUGUAAUUCAAAUCUGUAAAAGCUGUACAGGACAACAACAACAAAUCACACCCAGUAUAUCUAGAAGAUUGUAUUCCAUCUAAUAAAUAUUUUAUUGAGACAACUUAAA